Cucumis sativus (cucumber) is the source of this 1744-nucleotide messenger RNA. Its product is annotated as methionine aminopeptidase 2B. Gene Ontology annotation, biological process: proteolysis. Bases 192 to 1466 code for a protein of 424 amino acids. The transcript has 12 exons. The record is from RefSeq and is a predicted model, not a curated record. Gene Ontology annotation, molecular function: metalloaminopeptidase activity. NCBI's taxonomy places the organism in Eukaryota, Viridiplantae, Streptophyta, Magnoliopsida, Cucurbitales, Cucurbitaceae.
CGCCGCAAAGGGGUCGGCCAUUUUAAGGCUUAUAAAAAAGAACCCACCAAUUUUCUAGCACUUCUCUGCUGGGCGGACUAUUUACAACUCUUGGUCAUAGGGUUGGUUCUUUCCUUCACAACUUCCCUCUUCUUCUUCCUUCAGAUAAACAAGAAUAAACCCCAAUCGCCGCACCGAACGUUCUUCCAGCUAUGGCUGACGAAAAUCACAUUGAAGUUCCUGUUCCUGAUGAUGGGGCUCCUGAAACCAGUAAUGGGCAUGAACAGGAUUCUGUCGAACUUGCUCCGACGUCACAAAAGGGUGAAGAUGAUGUUAAAGAAGGGACAAAGAAAAAGAAGAAGAAAAAUAAAAGCAAGAAAAAGAAAGAGGCCCCUCAACAGACGGAUCCACCAACUAUUCCCAUCACUGAUCUUUUCCCAUCUGGGGAUUUUCCGGAGGGUGAAAUUCAACAGUACAAGGAUGAUAACCUGUGGAGGACUACAUCUGAAGAGAAGAGGGAGUUGGAGCGCCUUGAAAAGCCAAUGUACAAUUCCAUUCGACGAGCAGCUGAAGUUCAUCGUCAAGUAAGAAAAUACAUAAGAAGCAUAGUGAAGCCAGGGAUGUUAAUGACUGACCUGUGUGAGACAUUAGAAAACACAGUUAGAAAGCUAAUAUCGGAGAAUGGUUUGCAAGCAGGCAUAGCAUUUCCGACUGGAUGUUCUUUGAACUGGGUUGCUGCCCAUUGGACCCCUAACACUGGAGAUACGACUGUGCUUCAGUAUGAUGAUGUAAUGAAAUUAGAUUUUGGAACACAUAUUGAUGGAUGCAUAGUUGAUUGUGCAUUUACAGUUGCAUUCAAUCCUAUGUUUGAUCCACUACUCGAAGCCUCACGUGAAGCAACUAACACUGGCAUUAAGGAGUCUGGAAUCGACGUACGGCUUUGUGAUGUUGGUGCUGCAAUUCAGGAGGUCAUGGAGUCAUAUGAGGUUGAAAUUAAUGGAAAGGUGUAUCAAGUCAAAAGCAUUCGGAAUUUAAAUGGACAUAGCAUUGGUCGUUACCAGAUCCAUGCUGGUAAAUCUGUUCCAAUUGUGAAAGGAGGGGAGCAAACCAAAAUGGAAGAGGGCGAAUUCUUUGCAAUUGAAACCUUUGGAUCUACUGGGAAAGGAUAUGUUAGAGAAGAUCUUGAAUGUAGUCAUUACAUGAAGAACUUUGACGUGGGCCAUGUUCCACUAAGGUUGCCAAGAGCCAAGCAAUUGUUGGCAACCAUUAAUAAUAACUUUUCAACAUUGGCAUUCUGUCGACGGUAUUUGGAUCGCCUUGGGGAGACUAAGUAUCUUAUGGCAUUAAAGAAUUUGUGUGAUACUGGCAUUGUUCAGGCCUAUCCUCCAUUAUGUGAUUCAAAGGGCAGCUAUGUUUCUCAGUUUGAGCAUACCAUUUUACUGAGGCCAACCUGCAAAGAAGUGAUUUCCAGAGGCGAAGACUAUUGAUAAUGUAGCACAAAAAGUAGCCCUCAUUUGAAGCCUCUUAUAGUACACUAUGGCUUCUAAUUAUUUUUAGUAUGUUUUAAUUGGAGUCUUCUUCUAUACAUUUUGAUGGCUAGCAUCUCUAUACAUAGGCAUUUAUAAAUUUCAAUUACAUACUAUAAUAUGUUAACGCUUAUUUAGUGUCUGUCUGCUUUUUGAGUGUAUGAGAGUUACAUUACAGACCAUAUUUAAGAUUUUAAGUUGCAUCUUUUUUGUAUGAACAAGAUUUAUAUUUUUGGUAA